GCCCCGCCCGCGGGCAGCCAUCUUGGUAAAGGCCAGUAGGGGGCGGCGCGGGGUGUUUCCUGGCUGCAGCCUGGGGCCACGCGGGCGGGGACCCGGGCCAACACCAAAGAUGGCGGGGCGGCGCGCGCUGAGGCGCUGCGUGCAGCUGUUAGCGCCCUCGGCGGAGCAGGGGCUGCGGGGCCGAGGGCGGAGGAACGCGGGCGCAGGGCGCCCCGGCACCUCCCGCGGCUCCGGGGCCGGGUGGCCCGCCGCGUUGGGGGCCUCAGCUGAGGAGACGCGACGCCGCGCGCGCCCGACCGCCCUCAGCCCAAGCUCAUCAAAGGACAUGGAUGAAAAUGAAAACAGCCAGUCUCCAAUGACAAGCUAUCAAUAUCCUAAAGAAACAGUAAGGAAGCGCCAAAAUUCAGUACAGAAUUCAGGAGGAAAUAUGUCUUCCAGGUUUUCCAGGAAGAGCUUCAAACUGGAUUAUAGACUAGAGGAAGAUGUAACUAAAUCGAAGAAAGGAAAAGAUGGGAGAUUUGUUAACCCAUGGCCAACAUGGAAAAACAUCUCUAUCCCAAAUGUUCUUAGAUGGCUGAUAAUGGAGAAAAAUCACAGCAGUGUUCCAGGUUCCAAAGAGGAACUUGACAAAGAACUCCCAGUGCUUAAGCCAUAUUUUGUCAGUGACCCUGAAGAAGCUGGAGUGAGAGAGGCUGGCUUAAGAGUCACAUGGCUGGGACACGCAACGCUGAUGGUGGAAAUGGACGAGCUCAUACUCCUUACAGACCCCAUGUUCAGCUCCCGCGCUUCUCCCUCACAGUACAUGGGUCCAAAGCGAUUUCGCCGUCCCCCGUGUACAAUAAGUGAACUUCCCCGAAUUGACGCUGUCCUUAUUAGUCACAACCACUAUGACCACCUGGACUAUGGCUCUGUCCUCGCUUUGAAUGAGCGAUUUGGCAGUGAGUUGAGAUGGUUUGUGCCUUUGGGUCUUCUCGACUGGAUGCAGAAAUGCGGCUGUGAGAACGUGAUUGAGCUGGACUGGUGGGAGGAGAAUUGCGUCCCUGGCCAUGAUAAGGUCACCUUUGUCUUCACGCCUUCCCAACACUGGUGUAAAAGGACCCUCAUGGAUGACAACAAGGUUCUGUGGGGCAGCUGGUCUGUGUUGGGGCCUUGGAAUCGAUUCUUCUUCACUGGGGAUACUGGUUACUGCCCUGCUUUUGAGGAGAUAGGAAAGAGGUUUGGUCCCUUUGACCUUGCAGCUAUUCCCAUUGGAGCUUAUGAACCAAGGUGGUUUAUGAAAUACCAGCAUGUUGACCCAGAAGAUGCUGUAAGAAUUCACAUUGAUGUUCAAACGAAGAGAUCUGUGGCAAUUCACUGGGGAACUUUUGCCUUAACUAAUGAGCAUUACUUAGAGCCUCCAGUGAAACUGAAUGAAGCUCUAGAGAGAUACGGACUUAAAAGCGAAGAUUUCUUUGUCCUAAAGCAUGGAGAAUCAAGAUACUUGAAUACUGAUGAUAAAGCUUUUGAAGAAAGAUGAAAAUGGAAAUUUUCAGUGAAAACAAAAGAUUAAGAAAUUCACAAAUAUUAUGACAUUUUUCACGUGGAAACAACUUCUGCAAGUGUGGGUUUUGUUUUGCAUUGUAACUUGCCAAUCAAUAAGACUCAUUUACAUAAACUGAGAGUCCAGGGAGGGUUAUUUAAGGAACUGUCCAAUGUAGACUUAAAAAAAAUACCAAUGACACAAACAUUAUAUAUAUAUGUCAUAUAUAUAAUCAAAACACUACAUUUUAGUGGUGGUAGAAUUUCUGAGGUUGUAAAAAGCUGACAUUAAAGUUUCAUUUCUUUUUCUGUUAUUCAGGGCUUUCUACAAAGCCCUACUUAGAGUUUUCAGACACACACACCUUUCUUAUAUUAUAAUGAUGAACGUGACUUCCACAUGCUGAGUAAAUGCUUCAGGUUUUACUGUCAGGAUGAACUGCCGGUCAUGGUGAUGCAUAUCUACAAUCCCAGCACUCCACAGGAUGAGGCAGAUAGAUGACAAGUUCAUGGUCAACCAGAGCUACAACUAAGACCCUGUCUCAGGAGGAAACAUUAGCUUACAUGCCAAAUGUUAAGUGAUUUAUUUUGUUAAGCAUAAGAACGUAGGUGUUUGGGCUAAAUUAUCAUUUAAAAUUUUUUUAUUGUGGCCAAAUAUACAUUGCAUAAAAUUAUAAUUUUAACUAUAGUGAAAAGAAGCUCCUUGGCAUUAACAAUUCACAUUCUUCUGCAUCCAUGCACAUCUUAAGUUUCUAAGAGGGCAAUAUCUACACAGCUGCACCCCAAGUUAAAAGCUGACGGUCAGAGAAGAGAACAGUGUGGGGUUGAGACGUAGGGGAAGUUUAAAUUCCAAAGUCAGACAUUCUGCUAAGCACAACUGUAAUUACAGUGAAGUAUUUCACACACCAAAAUGUGAAUACAUCAUGCACUUGGAAUUGUUUUAUUUUUUUCAUUCUCCAUUUUCUGUAUAUAUACAUAUACAUGUAUAUGUGUGUGUGUGUGUAUAUAUAGAUAUACUUUUUCCUGUUCUCUAGGCUCUAACCCCAAAUAUAACAAUGUUUUACAUGACUUGGAUGUGUUACAUAUUUUUAUAUUAAAUGACCUAUAAGCACAAUUGUACUUUUUAGUAAGCCAUUGUGAAAUUACAGUUGUUUUUAAAGCUUCUGAGUGUCUGCUGACCAGAGUCUUUGGCCAGUAUGCCUCUGCAUCCGCAGGUUUGUUGUGAACCUUCAGGAAGUGAGCUGCCCAGGUGUUAGUGAGGGUGCUUCUGACUCUGACCAAUGAAAUCCACUUCCUUGGCACAAAACACAGUAGGCUUUCUCUAGAUAUCAAGUAUGUAGGGAGUACUCAAUACUCUGAUGUAUUUGCAUGGGCGUACGCAUGCCACACCUUGGUCUCUCAUCGGAAUUUCACCCUUCUGUCACUGAUUUGAUUACCCCAAAACAAAUGGCUUGUGUUCAGCCCCGAUCUCAUUAUGUACGACAAGAGGACAAUGUCAACCUACCUCGAGGGGAAAGUAAUAUUUUUUUUUAAAACAGCACUUUAGAAAUCUAAGGGAGAAAACAUUUUAAGAUAUGACUGUCUGAUACUGACAGGUACAUGGAAAGCAAGCAAUGCUUUUGAUAAUACAUUUUUUUUGUUGCAAACACCAAACUGGACUUACCUUAGAGGGAAAUAGCCAAUAUAAACGAUCAUCAGAAUUUAAUAUUUUUAUAUAAAAUAUUCGUAUCAGUCAAGGGGAAAUGUGUAUUGUAAUAUUGUGUGUAUAGUGAAAGUGACUUGGAGUCCAAAGCCCAAGAUACCAUUAGACUCAGCUUCAGUAAUCUCCGCUGCAAAUGGCUGUGAAUCCGGACAGUAGGCUGUGGAUACAGCCUCGGGGGACAGUGCUCCACCGGGCACCCUUGCAGCCAUCUUGUCAUACUCAAAAUUCUCUCCAGCCGUUGAUAAACUUGCUCAAGUAUUUCUCCAUGAAUGGCCUUAACAUUGCUUUUGUCUCCACAGGCACUGUUUGAGGCUCUCCAGGUGCUUUGCUUUCUAGUCCCCUGAACUGGGCCCACCUCCUUGUUCUAUGCUUCCUCAUGAUUUCUUUCUCUGUAUAAGGCCCAUUCAUUAUGAAGUACAUCACAUCUCUUUAACACAACCACCCUAUUUUCACUUUAUUUUUCUAAUCUACAUUUCAAAGGAUGUAUGUGUAAAGUGAAAAUAAAUUUUGAAAAAUCUA
Peromyscus californicus insignis is the source of this 3736-nucleotide messenger RNA. RefSeq names its product N-acyl phosphatidylethanolamine phospholipase D (gene Napepld). Gene Ontology annotation, molecular function: N-acylphosphatidylethanolamine-specific phospholipase D activity. The transcript has 5 exons. The record is from RefSeq and is a predicted model, not a curated record. NCBI's taxonomy places the organism in Eukaryota, Metazoa, Chordata, Mammalia, Rodentia, Cricetidae. Gene Ontology annotation, biological process: N-acylethanolamine metabolic process; N-acylphosphatidylethanolamine metabolic process. Gene Ontology annotation, cellular component: cytoplasm; membrane-bounded organelle. The coding region runs from base 110 to 1516 and encodes 468 amino acids.